Triticum aestivum (bread wheat) is the source of this 838-nucleotide messenger RNA. RefSeq names its product BES1/BZR1 homolog protein 2. Gene Ontology annotation, molecular function: DNA-binding transcription factor activity. The record is from RefSeq and is a predicted model, not a curated record. The coding region runs from base 35 to 583 and encodes 182 amino acids. The transcript is spliced from 2 exons. Gene Ontology annotation, biological process: DNA-templated transcription; brassinosteroid mediated signaling pathway. Lineage: Eukaryota; Viridiplantae; Streptophyta; Magnoliopsida; Poales; Poaceae.
UCGACCGAUCGAGCUAGGUAGCGAGUACGAGGCAAUGGAAGGAGUGGCCAAGUCCAUCAUGGCGCCAAUGGAGGUGGCCGGAGCCGGGAGGGAGGAGGCCGAGGCCGCGAUGGAGGUGGCGGGGAGGAGGGGCUGCAUCCGGUCGACGCGGGGCCCGUGGACGGUGCGGCGGCAGGCGCGGGGCGGGGCGGUGAAGACGUCGCUUCGGCACCCGACGCCGCGGGAGCGGGAGAACAACCGGCAGCGGGAGCGGCGGCGGCGGCAGGUGGCCACCAGGAUCUACGCCGGCCUGCGCGCCAACGCCGGGUACGCGCUGCCCAAGCACGCCGACCAGAACGACGUGCUCCGGGCGCUCUGCGCCGAGGCGGGCUACGUCGUCGACGACGAAGGCAACGUCACGCGCUGCCCCGAGCGUUCCCCGGGCGUCGGCGCAAGCGGCAGCUCCGACCAUCUGCAGCCGUCCUCACACAGCGGGGCGACGGAGGCAACAGCGGGGGACAUCCACCAGGCGCUGCUUGAGCCGGAGGCGGAGCCGAAGCACAAGAUAUCCCUCGAGCUGACCCUCUCCUUCUCCUACAUGUAGCCACCUUAGAUCGAUCAUCACCCUCUGCGUCACGAAUUAGCACUUAAUUAGGUUCGACAGUUGAAAGUUCUAUAAAAGAAUGUAUGUUGUGGAAUGUGGAGCCAUCCGUUGUUGCAGAGCAGCCCCUGUCUGAGCGGUGCGUGUUCAUCUGGUAGCACUGGGAAGAACUUGUUCUCUCGCCGGCCGUCUGUUUUGUUAUCGGGCCAGCCCGUUUAUGUUCGCCCAUUGUGUUUUUUUUUUUUAAUUUCUUGUCCA